Molecule: messenger RNA, 9399 nt
Organism: Chelonia mydas (Green sea turtle)
Lineage: Eukaryota; Metazoa; Chordata; Testudines; Cheloniidae
Gene: FBXO31
Product: F-box protein 31
Exons: 10
Coding region: 24-1697 (557 amino acids)
Molecular function (GO): protein binding
Source: RefSeq, a predicted model, not a curated record
CCUCCGCCAGUCGCCGGCCGGUCAUGGCGGUGUGCGCGCGGCUGUGUGGGGUGGGGCCGUCGCGGGGCUGCCGGCGGCGCGGGGCGCAGCGGGAGCAGCGGCGGGAGGGCCCGGCCGACAGCGAGCCCGACACGGACGCCGAGGAGGAGCGGAUCGAGGGAGCCCGGCUGGGGCAAGGGCAGGCUCCGGCCCCGGCCGCCCGGGCCCCGCUCUCCCUGCUGGAGCUGCCCCCCGAGCUCCUGGUGCAGAUCUUCGGCUCCCUGCCCGGCACCGACCUGCCCAGCCUGGCCCGGGUCUGCAGCACCUUCCGCCGCAUCCUCCGCACCGACACGAUCUGGCGGCGGCGCUGCCGGGAAGAGUAUGGUGUCUGUGAGAACUUACGGAAACUGGAGAUCACAGGAGUGUCCUGUCGAGAUGUCUAUGCCAAACGUAUAAAUCCACGAGUGAAGUCGGGGCGUUUUAUGAAAAUCCUUCCCGACUACGAACACAUGGAGUACAGAGAUGUUUACACCUGCCUGCUGCACCAAUAUCGACACAUCUUGGGACUAUGGCAGCCGGACAUUGGGCCGUAUGGGGGACUGCUGAACGUGGUGGUAGAUGGCUUGUUUAUCAUUGGCUGGAUGUACUUGCCCCCUCAUGACCCUCAUGUGGAUGAUCCAAUGAGGUUCAAGCCCCUUUUCCGGAUUCACUUAAUGGAGAGGAAAAGUGCGACUGUCGAGUGUAUGUACGGCCACAAGGGGCCACACAAUGGCCAUGUCCAGAUCGUAAAGAAGGACGAGUUCUCCACGAAGUGCAACCAGACAGAUCACCAUCGAAUGUCAGGAGGAAGGCAAGAGGAAUUCCGGACGUGGCUGAGGGAAGAAUGGGGCCGGACUCUGGAGGAUAUCUUCCAUGAGCACAUGCAAGAGCUCAUCUUGAUGAAGUUCAUCUACACCAGCCAGUACGACAACUGCUUGACGUACCGACGCAUCUACCUGCCUCCUAGCAGCGCUGAUGACCUCUUAAAGCCGGGUCUCUUCAAGGGAACAUAUGGGAGCCACGGCCUGGAGAUUGUCAUGCUGAGUUUUCAUGGGAAGAAAGCCAAAGGGACUAAAAUAACUGGAGAUCCCAAUAUCCCAGCUGGCCAGCAGACGGUGGAGAUCGACCUGGUGCACCCCAUCCAGCUCCCUGACAUCGAGAACCUGCGCAACUUCAAUGAGCUCUCCCGCAUCGUCCUGGAGGUGCAGGAGCAGGUGCGCCGGGAGCAGCAGCAGCAGGAGGAGGAGGAAGGGCAGGGCGAAGGGGAGGGCCACUCCCGACAGGGCGACUCGCAGCAAGCAGAGCAGCCUGCGCAGAGGGAUGACGCUGGGGCUGAGGGGACUGAGGCUGCGGGGGCAGCAGCAGCCCAGGAGUCGGCGCCAACCUCGCAACCCUUUGUGCUGCCUGUGGGAGUCAUAUCGAGGAACGAGGAUUAUCCCCGGACCUGCCGGAUGUGUUUCUAUGGCACGGGGCUCAUUGCCGGACAUGGCUUCACCAGCCCUGAGCGAACGCCAGGCAUCUUCAUUCUCUUCGACGACGAUCGUUUUGGGUUCAUCUGGCUGGAGCUGAAAUCCUUCAGCCUCUACAGCAGGAUCAAGGUCUCUUUCCAGAAUGCCGCAGCGCCGUCCCGAGAGGCCUUCGAUGAAAUGCUCAAAAACAUUCAGUCAAUGACGACUUGACAGGCGGCCCCUGGUGGACAGAGGAGGGAUUGCGAAGAAGGCUUCUGCUCUCUCCUGCCAAGGACAGAAGCCUUGCCUGUGGUACCUCUGAACAAAAGCAUGCACUUUUCAAUAAGGCCUUUUUGCCAAAAUCUACACAUCCCUGUUAGAAUAUAAACAGAAUCCCCACACUGCUCCCUGGCAGUACUUUCUAUAUAGCCUGCGACACAGCUCUGCAUAGUGAGAGGGAACCUACACAGGAGGGAAAUGAGCAUGCUUGCAUUUUUAAAAGAAUGUAUCAGAGCAAAAUUCCUUAGAGGCCAAUGUUGAGGAACGUGUAAAUCGAUAUAGCGGAUGUGUUAUAUACGUGCGCUCUGCUCUAGCCAUUGGCACAUCCCUGCAGAAGGCAAACCCUUCAGUGAAGUGUCGUGUUAAAUCUUUCCUGCAAUCGGCCCAAUCUAACAAUUUGAAGACUUGAUCACCACCCAAAAACCCCACACCCCCACCUGCAAAUUAUCUGCCAAUUUAUUGCGUGGCUCAAAAAUGACUAAUGUGUGUUUCGCCCCCUCCAGGGCCCUUCCUUAUAAUGCAGCCUUGAUGGAAAAACCUGAGGUAGCUCUGCCCUUGGUUUGGGAAUCAAAGUGGGAGUCAACAGUAAGAGAAGGGAUUUCCACUGCAAACAGCUCCACAGGUACCCUCGUGCUUCCUCCCAGAGCUUGCUGCCCCCAUGGCCCUCUUGGACUCUAGUCUGAUUCUGACUAGAGGCCAAGGGGGAAUCAUAGCUCCCUUUAUAGGGCCCCAGUAUGGAACUCCAAACAAAACCAGUUCAGAUUGGAGGAGAAUCUUCUGCAGUUUUAACUCAUUUUAAGUGGCUCUUUUUAAAGACUUUUAAAGUUCUCGUUUUAAAGAACUAAAAAUCCUCUAAAUAUGGUGAAUUUCUGACUGUCACCUCUGCACGCUCGCUGGAUGGCAGCCGCUGUGAAAUGUGAUUUCUGGCUAGGCCAGUGCCUGUGAUGUGUUUCCCCCUGGGCAGUGUAAGGAAGCAGUUAGGAAUUCCAUGGUGCUGUGGUUCAUUCUGGUGCCUCUCAGUGGCUUUACUGACACUUCACUGGGAACGUUUUGUUUAUUUUUCAGUGGCCCCUGUAGACUUCUGUCUCUGAUGGCUUCCCCUGUCCCCAUACUGCAGGGUUCUUGUAUUCUUUCCCCUACCUAACACGGAUUUCUCUUCUAGUGAUACCCCCUCACUCCUGUGUUGUCCCAAAUCACAAUCACUGCUGCUAUCUCAGGAAGCUUUUGCUCUUAAUUUCCCGUAGCUACUCUUAACAUAGCUAUCUGAGCUCUGCUGGAAGGUGCAGGUAGGUGGGAAGGAGUCCAGAAUUCCAGCCACCAUCUCCUACCUGGCAGUGGUCUGCUUCAAAAGCAAAGGAGCUGCUUGCCUCAGAGACCCGUUAAAGUGACUGGUAGCUGACUGUAGGUCAGGCAGUAGGUAACUGUGCAGCAGGAGGAUUAUGGUUCGAGCCCCAUCUCUCUCAUCCACGGAUCGCAAGUUUUCCAGACACUUUUGUUCUCUUCAGUCUUGGGUAGAAAGAGAUGCAGGAAUCCGCAACUGAAUGAAGGAGGAGGAGUAGAGGUGUAACAUAUCAAGGGAACUGCCUUCCUUUUCCAGUUUCCUCCAUCUCUUUGCCUUGAGCCUGGGAUCAGGGGCUGGGAGAACCGCAGCUGUGAGGCAGCUGAUGGAUAACUGUGCAUUUUAACAUCUCUCCUGCUAUUGAUCACUUGUCAGCUAUUAUAGAAGCGAUCUCCCCAACAGCUUCUUUUGGGGCAGAUUGUGGGAGCGGGGAUAUAAGGAAAGGCUUGACUCCAAGUGAAAUUUGCGUCCUUUUUUCCCAAUCCCUUUUGGAGAGGAGGAAGACUGUUAAAGAUUGCGUCUUUCAACCCCCAUCAGAGCGCCUCCAUCUGUGGGACGACUCCUUGUCUUGCAAGUUCUCCCCCUUUCCACCUCUGACCCUCCAGAUCUCCGUUUGUAAGCAGGAAUACAUGCGCAAUGGGGUGGGAUGAUUUGUGCUGCUUUUGUGGGAGAGACUAGCUCAUUGGCUGACUUCACUGAUAACAGGAAACUUAUUCCCUCCUGUUGCAGUUUUGUUGCUGCUUCUCCGACUUCAGCCUUCACAUCAUUCCCUUCCUGAGCUGCACGUGAACAGUGGUGUCCCUCAGUGGCUCAGAGCAGCAGGUUGUGUCACUCAUGGGACUAAUCCCUGUCAUAUCAAGUUGCAUGAAUCUUUGUGGAUCAGAGAGAAAUUCUGGGCACUUCUCCUUCCCUUCCUACCCAAUUGUCCCUAGCAUGAACCAUACCGAGGCAUACAUCAGAGUGAGAGGGCCUUUGGAAUGUUAGUAGUGUUCGUUUGGAUAACGUAUACAAACGAGGCAGGCUCAAUGUAGCUUGAGGGGCUGUGCCUCUUUCUACCCCAGCAGGAGAGAGAAUUAGCUUUCGUCCCACACCAUUGCUAAGGCUGUGGAAUGCUGGCAGGGUGUUUAUUUCUCUGGUCAUUGGUGCGUGGGCACAGGCUAAAACCAGCUUCUCAACCUUAGUUCUGAAUUUCCUUUGUGUCCUUCACACCAGACGCUCAGAGCUGCACCUGUGCAAAUGCACAAGCAAAAAGAAGCACUGGCUAUUGCAGGUGCAAUUGUGCAGGCUAAUUAGGUGUCUGCAGGUGUGAGUUGCGCGGUAGGCAUUUGAGCAGCCAUUUUCAGGUCUAAUUUCUAAGGCAAAAAUGUGCCCAUAACUGCCCUAAUUUACAUAUGCAAAUCAAAAAUCUGGCCCUUAACAGACUCUCCUGAAUUGUUUCUACAGUAGCACUUAAAUGAACCUGCAUUUAAUACAAUAUGGGCACUUGACCUGAGAGACUCGUGACUCCUUUGGAGUUGUUCCAUCAAACAUAGACCCUUAUAUUGACUCGGUAGCCGAUCUCAGAGUAGAACCAAUCCCUUGUGUGUUAGGUACCCAGUUGGGGGAAUGUGUAAAGAGAAUGUGUACACCAAGAUUUAUUAAAAUGAUGUUAUGGGUCGUGAUUGCCGCUAGACUGCCCCGUAUUUAAGUCUGGCUGCGGAGUUGGGGCGGGGGGAACCCUGCUUUUGUAACCUGUGGCCCCAGGACAUCAUGCCGUGGAAGAUGGGGGAGCUUUUCACAAAUAUAAUCUUGAUGCUUGUGUUCGAGUCCUCUUGUUAGGCUGUCAGCACUUGCCCAGCAGUGUCUGGUCUCCAGGCUGGCGCAGUGCCCCCCUUAGAGCGUGUGUCUACAUAAUAUUUUAAUGGCAGCUUUCGAGUUCUUCCAUGGAUGCCCUUUGAACUCGAGAUGUGUUUGGCACGGUAGCCAGCUCUGCACCCAGUGAGAGGGCUGUGCAGAGACCCGCGUGUGCUGCAGCACCUUUGCAGAGACUGCUCUGCCCUUUUAGAAGCUCCUUUCUUCUGUAGGGUGCCCGACUAACUUCAGUGUCAGAACGUACCUGGCCGAACUGCUGGCACAUCAUGGCUUUUAUUCUCUUGCUGGAGAGACAGUGACUGGAAUCUGGGCUCAUGCCAAAAAAAGCCCUUCAAUCUUGUGACAUUCAGAGGCGAAUUCCCUUUGAUCUGGCCCUGUGUGAAUGGAAAGUUGGCGGAGGUCUGAAGCCAUGGCAAUUGGUACUUCACCUCUGGGGAGCAGUGGCCUCCCAUGCUACAGUCUGUGUAGGGGCCUUUGGACCAAGGUGUACCCGUGUUUUUCGCGGAAAGGUAGAAUAAAGAAAAGCUGCCGUGAAGAGUUUGACACGGCAGCUUUCAGAGUCAGGCUGCAGAAGGGCAGAGAGAGAGAGAGAGAGGAGGGGCACUUUGUAGGCGUAAGCUACACAAAAACAUCAGCAGGUUCAGUGGGGCAGUCUCAUCGGUGGGGUGGUAAUUUUAAGCGGUGUCUUGCCAGUCACGGAGGGGUCUGGCCAUGGACCUAGUGCCUACUCCCAUGACAGCGUACACAAGUGAUAGUGUCAGAGGUCUAGUCUGUCUGCACUGAUUCCUGCAGGCUGUAACAUGCCCUGGAGGGCGAGAUUUUAUAUCCUGUCCCCGGCCAGCUUCCUGAGUCCUACUGGCAACAUAGCCAGUGACUAAUCAAGGAUUUUUUUUUCCCCUCUGGAGAAUGCCACUUACUGCAGAUGGGGCCCAGCAAGACCCUCUGCUUGUGUGAAAGCUGAGUGGGGGAAACCGCAACAGAACAUGGCUGUUUCUCUCAUGAGAGCUUCAUGCAGCAGGGUUCUCCCCCCUCCCUCCCCCCCCAACUUUCAGCAGAGGCAGGUGACAUCUGGGUUGGUAAAACUGACGUGUGACCAGUGGCGUAGUCCCGGGGAAAUGGAGUUUACCCCCCUUCUUAUUUGGGGAAUAUGGAGUUUAGUUUAGGUUAUUUACCCACUUUCUUUUUUACCGUACGCCACUGUGUGUAACGAUGCAUCCAGCACCAAUGUACAGCAGUUUGUAAUGCUGAUGCAUUUGAGGAUAGACCUCAAUACAGAGCUACUGUAGCGCUUUUCAGAAUGAGAACUGACCCCACAGAGCCCUCCCUUUUGUAGUGCUGCACUUCCUGUCCACCCGAAAGGGAAUGCCACCCAUGAGGCCGGGGUGGCUGAGCGAUGGAGGUGUUUGUAUCACUGUGAAAUCGUAAAGCUGGGGAUAGGGUUGAUCCCUGACAACGGUUUUUACAACAACUGGAAAACAGCGUCACUCCUGGCGGGGGAAGCCUCUGGCUAGGCAUCAUCUCCCGAGUGUUACGGAGCUUGCGUCAUAGCAAAGCAGUCCUGACGCUUGCGCUAGGCCAGUCACUUGCAGAUGGAGUAUGGUCUGUUGUGCCCCUGAAAACUGGGGCGUGAAACCCCUGUUUAAAAGUAUUUAAAUGAUGGCAUAACCGCUCUGUACUGUAGAUCAGCUUGAAAAACUUACUGGUCUCUCCACCUGAACUGAUCACUGGCAGUGGGGGGAUAGUCUUACUCCGAGCUCUCCUCCCGUUCAGUAGGUCCCUUGCUUUUAGUCCAGGUCGAGAUGAUAUUUUACCCUGCAUUAACAGGACUCUGCACUAGUCUAGUCCCUCCAAGCCAAUGGUCUCCCAGUAUUUUACCAAAAGCAAAGGGCUGCUGCUGCAAGCCCUCUCUGCUCAUGGGGGGACCGAUCCAAAGCCCAUUGGAGUCGAUGGAAAGACUCCCAAUGACAUCAGUGGGUUUUGGCUCAUGCCCAGAAUGCUUGCAGGAUCGGGCCCUCUCUGAGUGGCUCCAGAUGCCUCCGGCAGCCCUCUGCUUCGCCCAUGGGGAGCCUGUAGAAAAGCAGGGUCGGCUGUUGUGGCUGGUAGCACAGGAGAACUUCUCAGGGGUGUCUGAAUCUGCGGCGGGGGAAGUAAGCAUGUUCCAUGUUUGUACAGUGCCUAGCACGGUGGGGUCCUGCUCCGUGACUGGGGCUCCUAGAUACUGUGAUAAUACCAAUAAUCACCUGUGCUACAGUGGCAUAAUGAAAGCUGGAGUGCAGAAGCGUCUGGUUGUGGGAAGGGUUUUCUCUAAUUAGCAGUGUUGCGUAGCAUAAGUGCAUUUCAAGCGUGUGGAAUCCUGUCACUUGGUAUCGGGAGGUUGAUGGGCCUCUCUUGUGGGUUAGUUGAAGAAUUGUCAUUGGGUGGGGGGUGGUACCGUGUUUCCAGGCUCUGUGUUCCUCUGGGGUGAAGGCACUUGUCCUUGGGAGGAGCAGUUGCUUACAAGGGAGGGGUCUGCGUGUCUGAGCUGGCCCAAGAUGAGGAGCUGUGUGGUGGAGUUUGCAUCUUCUAGGGUGCGACAGAGUUCCCACCUUUUUGGGGGCAUCUCCGUUUCCCAGUGUUUGUGCACUGUCCUGUGAGUGGUGCUUGAGGGGAAACACCUGUUAGAGGAGGCUGAGAUGGAGACUUAAGGCACCCUGUGUCUCUUCUGUAACAGUGGAAAGCCUUUGGGGAAGGUGCCCUGUACGCAGACAGGAAAUAGACUCCGGCUGGUCAAUCUGUUGGUCUAGGAAUGCUCUGCUGGCAGUAGCGCCGAGGAAUACAUAAACCAAACCCCUGCAAUCUGCACUGCAACCUGACCUAGCAGCUACUGGACAAACCAUGGCUCAGCAUCCUCUAAGAGGUGUUUCCAUGGAAGCACACUCAGGAUAGUGCAUGAACAUUAGGAGUCAGAGAUGCCCAUGAAGCAGCUGGAAACUCUGUCACACCCUUGGAGACUUUCCUGAAUGUGGGUUUAUUUCUAGCUCAAUAUCACAUCCAGCAAACCUCAUAGAACCUGUAACGACGAGUAAGAUGUCCAUGUGUUGGGCUGGAAUUUUUUUUAGCUGUAAACUGCUGUGACCCAACAGGACUCUGCACUGGUACAGAAGGUUUUUGGCAGUCCAGAUAGACUUGUAAAGUUCUGUUUACUUAGAGAGAAUGCAAAUGUGUAGCUUUGGGUAUCCACUUUCCCCUGCAGUUGCUGUCUGUUUCGAACAGUGUGGCUGCAGCAAUUCUGGCACGAGGUAUCAAGGGAAGAGAUGCAGCUCCUUAGGAAAUGAUAGGGGAAAGGAGGUAACUUCUACAGAAGACGUGCUGUGGAGAAGCAAACAGCUGGAGAAAAAUGAAACAGGCUCAAUUUUUACUGGAUGACUCUUUUAAUUUAAGGAGCGUUUUUUUUAAAUUUUUAUUUAAAACUAAUCACUGAGCAUAAUGCAAGUGCUGGUUUCAUGUGUUGAAAUGGGGCUGUUUGAUCUCAGAUUGCUAGCUUAGAAGAUAAUAUAUAAUUUUGUGUGUGUGGACGGCUACUCACAUGGCCAAACUUCUUUCAUUGUGUCCAGCUGCCACAGGAUUGCAUGUUGGUAUUUGUGGUCCCGGGCAGACAAGCAGUGGAACGUACAAGAUACUUGAGCUCAGUCUGAAGAAUGAGGUAACUUAUGUAAAUGUGAGUGCAACUGGUUUUUGUGUGUGUGCGCUAAAUUAAAAUGUGUAAUUAUAUAUGGGGUUUUUUGUUUGGGCUGCACUCUAAUUUUCAAUCUUGACAAAAAAGCACUUAAGUUAGUUGUGUUCAUUUGCUUUAUCAAAGCAAUAUGCCCUUUGUUGGUUGAUUUUUUUUUCUGCCCCCCCUUCCUUCCCCUAAAUAGUUUUUCCCCUAUUCCUGUGCGUAUCCUUCAUUAACAAUUUCAUGUGGCACAGACUACAGUCUCCAACUGGCCUUUCAGAGUAAGGUUCAUAUCUGGUGUCAAUACCAUUGUUGUCUUAAGUGUUUGUAAAGUGCCAUGUGCAUCCUAUGACACAAUAUAAGUAACACGCCAGCUAUCUGCCUUCUACAAAUGGUAGCAGAGAGAGGAAAGGCGAACUUUCUUUCUGAAAUGCUGCUUGAUCCUCCCUUUCUGGCACUUAAACCUCUUAUGCUACAAACAUUAACAUGAAAAAUCAGAACUGUAGUUUAAACAAUGCACCUGUCCCAGUUUGUGCCCUUUUGUGGGGGCGGAGGGGGAUUUUUUGCCUCUGCUUGUAUUUGGUUUGGGGAGGAAAGGGAUUGUUCCGCAAAAGACAGCAGUGAUUUUGCAGUGCUUGCCCGCUGCAUCCCAGGUGUCGGGUAGAAAGCUGUGUGAACAAAGUGUGUGUGUGUGACUUUUACACCUAUCAUGAUUACCCAAGGAGCCUUUUCCAAUUUAAAAUAAUAAAAACAAAAAUUUUGUGAACUUA